Messenger RNA from Priapulus caudatus, 177 nucleotides. RefSeq names its product ras GTPase-activating protein 3-like. The record is from RefSeq and is a predicted model, not a curated record. Lineage: Eukaryota; Metazoa; Priapulida; Priapulimorpha; Priapulimorphida; Priapulidae.
CAUCAUGGCGGCGAGAGUUGAUGAUGUGCGAGUGCAAGAGAGCUUAAAAAUCAAGAUAGCCGAGGCGAAAGACCUUCAGUUCCGCGGGGGAUCGGCUAAUGGCAGAGAGACUUACUGUACGGUGGGGCUCGACCAGGAGGAGAUAUUUAGAACUGCUCCCGCUGAGCGGUCCAUCAA